AUGGGUUCCUUGGGGUGGGAGCCUCCUUUGAAAGUCAUCAUCGUCGGGGCAGGAUUAGGAGGAUGUGCCACCGCUCUGGCCAUGCACCACGCUGGCUUUGAGGUGGUCAUGUUCGAGAAGGUCAGAGAGUUCCAACGACUGGGAGACUCGCUGGGACUGGGCGAGAAUGCGUUCAAGCUGCUCGACCGGUGGUCGCCGUUCCUGCGCGACCGUCUGAUCGAGAUCGGGAACAAGUCGGAAUUCAUGCAGAUCCGUCGCUGGCACGACGGCAAACUGCUCGCUCAGCAGCCUCUGAUGGACAUGGCCGGAUACAUUGGCCAUCGGGGAGACUACCAUCGAGGCUUCUUGGACGCUGUGGCAGAGAAAGGGAUUCCCCUGCACAUGGGCAGCGAGGUGGUUGAAUACGACGACAUAACACCGUCGGUGACGCUGAAGAACGGGGAGCGGCAUUUCGCAGACGUCAUCAUCGCCGUCGACGGAAUCAAAUCGCGCGCCCGCGAACUGGUGCUCGGGUUCGACGACAAGCCCAAGUCGUCCGGGUACGCGUGCUUCCGGGCGUUCUUCAAGGGCGACAAGCUGAAGGGGGAUCCCCUGACGGCCGAGUUCGUCGACAACGAGUGCGUCAACAUCUGGAUCGGCAAGGACAUGCACGUGGUCCAGAACACGCUCCGGGGCGGCGACGAGUUCAACUGGAUCAUCACGCACAAGGAUACCGCCGACAUCAAGGAGUCGUGGUCGCAGCCGGGCGACAUGGACGAGGUCCGCAGGCUGGUCACCACACUCGACCCGCGCAUCGCCGCCGCCAUCCGCAAGACCGACGAGUGCCUGGACUGGAAGAUCUGCUACCGCGACCCCAUCCCCACCUGGGUCAGCAAGAACCACCGCGUCGCCCUGGUCGGCGACUGUUGCCACCCGCAUCUGCCCACGAGCGCCCAGGGCGCGAGCCAGGCCACCGAGAGCGCCGCCACCCGCGUGUACGAAAAGAUCCGCUUCCCGCGCGUGCGCCGCGCCCAGACAAACGGCGAAGACCUCCGCGACCGAUGGCACACGGCGCUAGACCGCAUGGGCGAAGGCGACGAGAUCGACCGUGACUCGCUUUUGAUAAAGAACAACGUCCUCUACGACUACGAUGCCGAAGCGGACACGCGGAAGCGGUGGGCCGAGAUGGCCGCGUUGGUGGGCGAGGAGUUGCGGACGGGCAAGAUUUCGCCGCUGUGCUGA
This is a messenger RNA of Fonsecaea multimorphosa CBS 102226, 1221 nucleotides long. RefSeq lists its product as uncharacterized. The record is from RefSeq and is a predicted model, not a curated record. The transcript is spliced from 6 exons. Gene Ontology annotation, biological process: secondary metabolite biosynthetic process. NCBI's taxonomy places the organism in Eukaryota, Fungi, Ascomycota, Eurotiomycetes, Chaetothyriales, Herpotrichiellaceae. The coding region runs from base 1 to 1221 and encodes 406 amino acids. Gene Ontology annotation, molecular function: monooxygenase activity; FAD binding.